Parathielavia appendiculata is the source of this 209-nucleotide messenger RNA. RefSeq lists its product as uncharacterized. The coding region runs from base 51 to 206 and encodes 51 amino acids. The transcript has a single exon. The record is from RefSeq and is a predicted model, not a curated record. Lineage: Eukaryota; Fungi; Ascomycota; Sordariomycetes; Sordariales; Chaetomiaceae.
CGCAAACUAGAGAAACUUCGCCCUCGUUAAGGAGUCUUGUCAGGGUCUCGAUGCUUCAGUGGAGUCCCGCCUCUGAAGACGAACCUGCUGGAUCGAGUUCAGGUAUAAAACGCAGCCAUGCCGCUGCGGCUCUUGUAGUAUUAUUUAUGAUAACAAGCGUCUGCUACCUAGUUAGAGAAGUGGAAGUUUCUCAAAUUGUUAAGUAACAG